AUGAAAUUAGCAGAGAUGAAGCACCACCACUACCACCAUGACAACUGCAGAUGUCUUCCUCAAUCUUCAGCUUCUGGUCGCCACUCUCUUGCCUGCGACUGCGACCACCGGUCGGCGAUGGAGGAGAUCUCCAGGGAGCAGUCUCUGGUGACACAGCUGCGAGCCAUCGUCCUCCCUACGCUGCAGCAGGCGGACGAACGCUACGAGCUUGUUGCCCAGAUGUUCCAGAGCAUACUGGAUUGCUCCAGCAAGACCAUGGCCGAGCUGCAGCGUCAUCAGUCUGAUGAUGAUGCUCAACCAGAUGAUGUGCUGGUUGAUGACAAGAAGAGAGUGAAGAGGAGUAUCUCUGAUGACUGCAUCAGGAAGGAGGAGGGUGUCAGCAAGGAGGAGGAUGUUGUUAAGCCGCGUCAUCAGCAGCUCAAGAGAGGGAGAUUUGUUGAGUCGAUGUCACUUGAAACGCCCGUUCCACGCUAUGAUGGACGGCAGUGGAGGAAAUACGGGCAGAAGCACAUCAACAAAUCAAAACACCCAAGAGACGAGACUCUGUUAAUCGCCACCAUCUCAAAAUUUAGAGAGACGAGACUCUGUUAA
This is a messenger RNA of Miscanthus lutarioriparius, 591 nucleotides long. Lineage: Eukaryota; Viridiplantae; Streptophyta; Magnoliopsida; Poales; Poaceae. The record is from the annotation of a GenBank genome assembly.